This is a messenger RNA of Zerene cesonia (dogface butterfly), 2743 nucleotides long. RefSeq names its product formin-binding protein 4-like. Lineage: Eukaryota; Metazoa; Arthropoda; Insecta; Lepidoptera; Pieridae. Gene Ontology annotation, molecular function: protein binding. The transcript is spliced from 10 exons. The record is from RefSeq and is a predicted model, not a curated record. Bases 231 to 2558 code for a protein of 775 amino acids.
CUGUGACUUCAAUAAAUUCAUAUUUCACAUUUCAGAGUUCAGUUCAGACACCUGUCAGUGAUAAAAAAAAUUAUUAAGAAAUGCUCUUAUGAAAAACUAUUUGUCCAAUUGCAGUAUUUUGUACUAUAUCAAUGUUAAGUAUAAUAAUGAAAUUAAGUAAAGCUUUGUAAAGAUUCAGUAAAUGUCAGCAUAUAUUUGUAUACUCUUGAACUGGUAAUUGCAUUGCAAGAAUGAGUAAGACUAACCCGCUGGGCUUACUCGUAAAUUAUGGCGAUUCCGAUGAUUCUGACGAUGGUUCAUCAGUGUCCAAGAAGCCGCAAGCCAAUGCAAAACUACCAACAAGCUACGCGACAAAUAACCACGCUUCGGCCGCCAUACAUCCACCGCCAAUAUCCCAUUGCCCCUGGUCUGCUUGCUAUGAUGAGAAUAGUGGCUUCACCUAUUACUGGAAUCAACAUACAAAUGCAGUCACUUGGGAAGCCCCUCCUGAAUAUUUGUUGGCACUGAAAUUAGCUCAACAGCAGUUGAACACAGCAGGUUCCACAGAAGUAUCAGCAGAGGAAUGGCAAUUGUAUCAACAAGCUUUAGCGGAGAAACAAAGCACUCAAGCAAAAGUAACAAAGCCUUCAAUUAAAACUUCCAAGAAAAACGAUAAAGCUUCCUCUAAAGACAAGAAAAAUUCAAAGAAAAGGCCGUCUAGUGACAGUGAAGAUGAAUACAAAAUAGAGCUGAUCACGUCCUACCACAACUCAGAUUCAGACUCAAAUGAUGAGCAAGAAGUUGCUAAAGCAAAACCAGUAACACAGAAGCCUGUGGCACCGAAGCAUCAGCCAAAGAAACAGAAGACCAAAACGGUGGAGUAUGGACCUUCGUUACCUGAAAAUCAAAGUUAUUCGGCCCCCAUCGGCCCAGAAUUACCUGAUGAUAUGGUUCAAGAGGUGAAACCAGAGGAGAGUAAAGUUGAAAGUGUGAAGGAAGAGGAAAGAAAAGUGAAUCCUAAGCCAGUUACAACAAAAUCUGAUGAAGACAGUCAAGACGAAAGUGAAUUGUUAAAGAAACUCAAAGACAAGGCAAUGUUGUUAGAAAAGCUGGGGGGUGAACUUCCAUCAGAACUGCAGAAGAUAAUAAAAGAUGACGCAUCACGAACAAAUUCACCCAAAUCAGUGAAGGAUCUAGACAUCGAUGAGUUAUUACAAGAGAUCGAACAGAAGGAACUACCAAAAGCUAAAAGUAAAAAAGUAGAUAUGUUUGAUGGUAAUAAUAGUGCAACGAACUCGCCUCGUAGUCUAACGCCAAGUCUAGAAGACAAACAAACAAAUGGUCCCAUGUUAUUCCCUAGUGCAAUUAAUAUAGAUGAAAGUAAACCUGUCGAUAAACCUCCGCCUCCGCCACCUGAAAAGGAAAAGAAGAAAAACAUCUAUCUUACAGACGUAACGGAAGGAGAAACAAGAAAACUCAGGAUAUCAAAAUCUGUUCUUCCAAAGAAAGAGAAAAUAGAAGUACCAGCAUAUACAACAAAAUAUAGUCAGCAUAUCGAAGGGUUUUCAAGUGAACGAAUGGGGUUGGGUUUUACUAAUGAAGAGAGUGAAGACAGUGCGCCGAAGAAUGCUAUCAAUUAUGGGAACGGGUUGAUGUUUACGAAAGGUGAAGUGCUGAAUGAAGAUAAAAAAGAUGAAGCAUUGGAUGAUCUGUCGGAUUUGGUAGAAGCAAAGUUAAAGUACCUGAUGCAAGUGCAACCGGCACCGCUCACUCCGGUGCAGGAGAUGAUGGUACAAAUGCAGACGCUAGUAUCGGCGUUCCGCGCGGGCGCGCUCUCCGCGCCGUACUGGCGGCGCUGGGUGGAGGGCGCGGCGGCGGCGCUCGGCGCGCACGAGCGGAGCGCCGCGCCGCCCGGCUGGCACUGCGUCUUCCAGAGGUCGGCGGGGCGCUACAGCUACAAGCGCGAGGCGGACGGGCUCGUGCAGUGGGAGUACCCCGCCGUGGCCAGCACGGACAUGGAGAUAUGCACCACGCCGCCGCCGCCCGACGUCACGGAGAGUACUCCCCCGCCGCCGCCGCCGCCGUCCCCCCCGCGGCUGCCGACGCCGCCGCCGCCCGCGUGGGACGACCCGCCCCCGCCCGGUACUGACGACGCGCCGCACACGCCGCACGUGCAGCACACGCCGCACACGCCGCUGGUGCAGCCCCCGCCUCCGCCGCCCGAACCGAAGAAAGAGAUAGGCGAUGAACUUCUCUCGUUCUAUAGCGAUAUAGCAGAAUUGGAGAAGCAUUCUUCCGGCCCGCCCACUGCUUCCAACUCGCCCGAACUGAGCAGAGAGAGUGAGAGGGGAAGAGAGAGAGAGAAGAGACACCGGGAGAGUGAGAAGGGAAGAGAGAGAGAUAAGAGAUAUAGAGAGAGUGAGGUGAAACAAGUUGAGAAGAUUGAGAGAUGCGAAAAGGAGAAAAGUAGACGGAAGAGUAAGGUAAAAAUCUCGAGUUCAAUAGGAAUGAAGCAUAAGACAGUGUCGUCUCUUGUCGCUAAAUGGCAACAGGUUGCAGAAGAGAUUAAUUCUGAUUGAAAAUUCUUAUUUUUGACUAGAAAUGCAAAACUUCCAUUUUUGUCAACAGAGGGCACUGAAAUUAAGUCUGUGUAAUUACACCGGUGUUCAUAGAUGGCGCUGAUAUUAAAAAAUUACUCGUAUAAGUUGUUGUAUAUAUUAGGAUCACUUUGUAUUAUUUGUAGUUUAAUAAAUAAUAUAAUAUA